CUGCAGGACACUUUGCUGCAGAGAGACGAGGAGCUGAUGCGACUUCAGGACGAGAACAAAACGCUCAGAGAGUUCCUCGGGUCGUCCUUCGUCAGGAACCUCCAGCAGAGAGCAAAGAAGCUCCGCCCUGAUGGUUGCAGGCAGCUGAAGAGAAACCCGCCCGAUGACGGACUCUUCCAGACUUGCAGUCCUUCUCUUCAUUUCCCUCCGCCUGUCAGCAAGAGGGUCUGCAGGAACCUGAGCAAAGAGUUCAGCUCCUCUUCCUCCUCAUCUUCCUCCUCUUCCUCCUCAGAACCCAACCUGGACCUCUGGGUUCUCCGGACGCUGGGCCUGAAGGACCGGGACACCAUCGACACGUCCAGCGAGUCCUCGUCUGGAUUCAGCACUUCGUUUUAUGACUCUUCCUCCUCCGAAUACUCCCUGAACUCCUCCUUCAGCUUCUGCCCAACAUCCACACCUCAAACAGGCUACACCAACGAAGAAGAAGAAGAAGUCAAGUCACCUCGGUGCAGCACAACUUCUCCACAACAAAACUCAAGAACUAUCUUUCUAUCUCCAACGUUACCGGAAAAACUGCCUUUCUCUCCAACUUCGGAUCAUAUCUGCUGCCUCGCUGCUUCGACUAGAGUUCCCACUCAUUCAUCCAAUCGUCCGGUGUACUGGUCUCCAUCAGAGGACCCAGUUGAGUUCAGUCCUCCAGCACAGAGAGUCCCGUUCUCCCCCAUCGAGACUUCUGGAUCUCAGACGCCUCGCAGUGAGAAGGACUUGGCGUUCAGGAUGUCAAUCAGUCCGUCCAGCAGCGUGAAGACUCACAGCUUCCCUCAGGGACAGGCCUUCGUCAGGAGGGACACCGGGGGGGGGAGGUUCAACUUCACCUGGGUGCCGACGCAAGGACACUAGGAGGUUCAACUUCACCUGGGUGCCGACGCAAGGACACUAGGAGGUUCAACUUCACUUGGGUGCCGACGCAAGGACACUAGGAGGUUCAACUUCACUUGGGUGCCGACGCAAGGACACUAGGAGGUUCAACUUCACCU
Molecule: messenger RNA, 1037 nt
Organism: Notothenia coriiceps (black rockcod)
Lineage: Eukaryota; Metazoa; Chordata; Actinopteri; Perciformes; Nototheniidae
Gene: gmnc
Product: geminin coiled-coil domain containing
Exons: 2
Biological process (GO): negative regulation of DNA replication; negative regulation of cell cycle
Cellular component (GO): nucleus
Source: RefSeq, a predicted model, not a curated record